UCAAGAACAGCGAGGCAGUCAUUUUAUUUGCUCGGAAAAAAAAACUAGCAGAUCCAACGGAUGUGCGGUCCAUUGAACAUAAAGACAACAAAACUAACCCUUUUAACAAGUUAAGCUGAUUUUUAAAAAAAACUUUUCACUAGUGAUCCCCCAUUGCGUUUCUUUCCCGAAAACAGAAAUUGGGUAUGCUUAUGAGAAGCAGGUGGGCGUUGUUUCCUAGUCGCUCACCAUAUGUCAGUCAUUUCCAGGAGACGUAAAUUACAGCAUGAGGCUCAGCUAUGACUUUUUUUUGUGCUUAGCAGCAUCCACACAGAGAGCAGUUGCACGUUGUGAAAGGAGCUGCAUUUAACCUAGUUUUGUUCCGCCUCUCGCAGAGACAGCACGAUCGUCCCACCCACUUUUGGCUGCUAAGGAGCGAAACGGAGCUCCGAGUGUGGAAAAAGUAUAUAACGGAAAGUCAGCUUCACUCUUGCUUGUGUUGAUCAACGGAUUCCCAGCUUUCAUCUCAAUCCUGAUUGACAGUGUUCCAUCAUUUUGGCUGGCAUUACCUGCUGCUUCCAUUGAAGUGUAACGUGACAGCAGUCUAUGGAAGGAACAGUCUUGUAUUUGGACUAAGGCUUUUGGAGGAUCGAGAAGGCAGAACUAUCAUCUUUUGUUCGCAAAAGGUGACUGCUGGGUGAUGAACAUGCGUAGUAACAGAAUUUAACCAAGGGACUGGAUUUGAAGAUGGACGUCUGGGAAGCAUGAAAAAACGGCGGUACAUUAAGCUGUUCUUGAUGGUGAUGGUUCUCCUUCUUUUCUCCUAUUACUACUUGUAUGACCAAAUUAAAUCCAGUGGGUCCAAAAACACACACCCAUUCUUGUGUUACUCAGACAUCACCUAUAAAAGAUGGCCUGCUAAAACAAUGUCAGUUCCAGAGAUCCUGCCAUUUGGCACGCUGAGCUCAGAAAGACACUUCCAGGCAGUACUUGAAGUUUUGAAGGACUGUGAUCUUCCACAAAACCUGAAAAACCUGUCGUGUCUAAGUUGCGUAGUGGUUGGCAAUGGAGGAGUGCUUCGAAACAAGACUUUAGGGAAAAUAAUUGACUCCUAUGAUGUCGUCAUUAGAUUAAAUAGUGGGCCUGUGAAUGGGUACGAAGAUGACGUUGGAAACAAAACAACAUUUAGAUUCUGUUAUCCAGAAUCUCUCUUCUCUGACUACAGCCAGUAUGAUCCUGACACAACAUUGGUUUUUGUUGCAUUUAAGACAAUUGACUUACGAUGGUUAAAGGAGAUACUUUUAAAGCAGAGAGUGUCCAUGCGUGGCUUCUGGAAAAAUACACCUACAAAUCUAAUUUACAAAAAUAGGCAAAUAAGGAUAUUAAAACCUUCUGUAGUCCAGAAAGCAGCCUUUGAUUUGCUAAAACUGCCCACAGUUGUUCGUUGGCCUAAGCCACCUCAAUAUCCAACAACUGGAAUAAUUGCGAUAUCAAUGGCACUUACAAUGUGUGAUAAAGUUCACGUAGCUGGCUUUAAAUAUGACGUCAAUAAUCCUAAUAGCACUUUGCACUAUUAUGGCAAUGAUACAAUGUCAGCCAUGAAAAAGAUGAUGUACCACAACAUUACUGCUGAACAAAUGCUUCUGAACAAGCUGAAAUCAUCUAAUACAAUAUUUGAUUUGACUGGAAAAUUUUGAAAUAAUCAUCAUUGGAAUUAAUGCUGCUGUACACUGUUGGGGAGAGCUUUCCAUGUUGGCUGGAGUUCUACAUUUUUUUAUACCGGGGAAACAAACCACUACUAAUUGUUGAACUGUUGAAAAAUUUGAAUGCAAGAGAAAUGUAUAAAUUCUGUGUGGGUGGGUGUGUGUGUGUGUGUGUGUGUGUGCGUGUGCGCGCGAUCCUACAAGAGCAGCAUGAAUUGCAAUUGUCGUGUGGCUAUGAGAGCAAUCUUUUCGGACCCUGAGAGAAGCAGCAUUGGAAAGGCUUCUUACUGGCAGCGAUGUAUCAUAGCCAAAAUGGGAUUUCAUCAUUAAAACCUCUCUUAGACUUUGUCAAAAAAGUGGAAUUGAUAUGAACAUCCCUUUUUGAUACUUCUGUAGGUAGCCAAAGGUUAUUUUUACCAGUGAUUGCCCCAUGAUGUAAUCAACAUUGUUUUGGAUGGUGAACGUACAGACAUGGAACAAGGGUAGGCUAUUCAGCCCUUUGUAUGUGCUCUGCCAUUCAAAAAGAUCAUGGCUACUCUGAAUUUAACUUCAGGUCCACAUUCCUGCAUAUCCCUAAUAAUUGUUCAUCCCCUUGACAAUCAAGAAUCUGCCUACCUCUGCCUUCAAAAUAUCUAAAGUUCUGCAUCCAUUAUCUUUUGUGAAGAAGGUAAUUCCAAAAAACUCUUGAAGUUUCCUGUCACAUCUGUCUUAAUUGGCUGACUCCUUUUUAUGUUUGUGCUCUAGAUUCUCCCACAAGUGGAAACACUGUUUCAAUGUCUCUUUCCCCCCUCUCCUCUCC
Stegostoma tigrinum is the source of this 2481-nucleotide messenger RNA. RefSeq names its product type 2 lactosamine alpha-2,3-sialyltransferase-like. The record is from RefSeq and is a predicted model, not a curated record. The transcript is spliced from 12 exons. Gene Ontology annotation, molecular function: beta-galactoside alpha-2,3-sialyltransferase activity. Gene Ontology annotation, biological process: glycolipid biosynthetic process. Bases 744 to 1676 code for a protein of 310 amino acids. Lineage: Eukaryota; Metazoa; Chordata; Chondrichthyes; Orectolobiformes; Stegostomatidae.